Paracoccidioides brasiliensis Pb18 is the source of this 2910-nucleotide messenger RNA. RefSeq names its product tethering complex subunit PEP3. Gene Ontology annotation, cellular component: endosome; HOPS complex. Gene Ontology annotation, biological process: vacuole organization; endosome organization; organelle fusion. Bases 1 to 2910 code for a protein of 969 amino acids. Gene Ontology annotation, molecular function: protein-macromolecule adaptor activity. The transcript has 3 exons. The record is from RefSeq and is a predicted model, not a curated record.
AUGGCGCUGGAUGUAUCAAGUGGCUACGUAGCUGCCAGCAGCUUGGCCAAACUCACUGACACCUCUGCGCCCAUCUUCAAUGUUGAGCGGGUUCAGCUUAAGUUCUCCAUAGCGUCGGACUUUGUUGCCGCGCAGGUUGCGAACAAUGUUCUUAUUCUUGCUCUAGCAUCGAGGAGAAUUUUGCGGAUUGAUCUCGAUAAUGCGGAGGAUAUCGAUGACGUUGAUCUGCCCAGGAAGUCUUCGGUGACGGGUUUGAUUCGCCGCAUGUUCCUGGAUCCUACCGCAUCACAUCUUAUCAUCACAACUACACAUGGCGAGAAUUAUUACCUCCAUAAUCAGUCCAGACAGCCGAAAGCCCUUCCCCGCUUGAAAGGUGUUUCCAUCGAGAGUAUCGCAUGGAAUCCUUCCUUGCCAACGGCCUCAACUAGGGAGAUUCUAGUAGGUGCAUCAGAUGGGAAUGUCUAUGAAGUCUAUAUCGAACCGCUAUCGGAGUUCUACCGAAGGGACGAAAGAUAUGUUAAUUCAGUGUAUAAGAUCCCGGGAUCGAGUGUGACAGGUAUUUGGGUGGGUUUGGUCCCUGGAAGCCCGGAUUACCGAUGUGUUAUACUAUCGUCCCAUAGAAAGAUAUUAUAUUUCAUGGGCCGUGUGGGAAAAAACGGAAAAGAAGGCGGCAGCUCGAUAUUUGCAGAUCUGUUUCACAAGGAAACUCCCCUUGUGCAUGAGGUCUCAAGCGCAUCCCCAUCAGCGCCUUCAUUACUUGCUAUGCAACCUGACCCUCCAGAGGAUCACUAUGGUGAAGGGGAAAGCACAGGAAAACAGUUUGCCUGGCUCACUUCUCAAGGGGUUUUCUACGGAACAGUUCCAACGACGCCGUCAACCCCAGAGCUGGGAGAGCGUAUUUUCGACAAGGCCAAGUUACUCCCCAGAUCUAUUCUGCCAGGAUCAGAGUCUGCCAGAGGCAGCCGAAAAUUGAUCCAAGACCCGAUUAAAGGGAUGACUUUGACUCAGUGGCAUAUUUUGACUCUGGUCGAAGGUCGCAUCGUGGCAGCCAACAGGCUAAAUGGGGAGAUCGUAUAUGACCAGGCUGUUCUCGAGCGCGGCGAAAGUUCUCUUGGUCUGGUAUCAGAUCAGAAGAAAAAUACACAUUGGCUCUUUGUUGGCAAGGAAAUUUACGAAAUCGCAGCCAAUGACGAAGACAGGGAUGUAUGGAAAAUGUUUCUGAAGGAGCAGCAAUUCGAUGCCGCUCUGCGGUACGCCCGUGGCGCAGCCCAGAAAGAUGCUGUGGCCACAGCAUCCGGUGACUAUCUUGCAAGUAAGGGCCAAUAUUUGGAGGCUGCCGCGGUAUGGGGUAAAAGCAGCAAAAGUUUCGAGGAGGUCUGCCUGACCUUUAUGAAUAAAGGGGAACAAGAUGCUCUGAGAAAAUAUCUUCUCACACAAAUGUCAACCUACAAGAAGUCUGCAAUAAUGCAAAGGACGAUUAUUGCUAGUUGGCUCGUGGAAGUUUUCAUGUCCAAGCUAAACUCACUCGAUGACACCAUUGCGACGAAAGCGGAGUUAGUGGAAGGGACAAAUGCUGGGGAAACAAGAGAUGCACUUAACAACGUACGGGCUGAGUUUCAGGACUUUGUUAUGAAAUAUAAAUCGGAGCUUGAUCCGAAAACCGUCUAUGACAUCGUUGGCAGUCAUGGAAGAGAGGAGGAACUGUUAUAUUUUGCAACAGCUAUCAAUGACUGCAAUUUUGUCCUCUCAUAUUGGAUCCAACGAGGAAAAUGGAGUGAAGCUCUCAACGUCCUAAAAAAACAGACGAACCCGGAUGUCUUCUACAAGUACAGCUCCGUACUCAUGACACAUGUGCCUCCUGAUCUCGUCGAUAUACUGAUGAGACAAAUCGAUCUCGACCCUCAAAAGCUUAUUCCUGCCCUGUUGAGUUACAAUAACACUACUAAGGUCCCGCUUAGUCAAAAUCAAGCUAUUCGUUAUUUAAAUUUUAUCAUUGCCAACCAUCCAAACCCAUCGGCAGCGGUGCACAACACAUUCAUUUCCAUACAUGCCUCCCACCCCUCUUCCUCGGAGGCUGCGCUACUAUCAUACCUCUCCUCUCAACCGUCAUCCCCUCCCCCUUACGACGCUGACUUUGCCCUCCGUCUGUGCAUCCAGCAUAACCGCGUCCAGUCAUGCGUCCACAUCUACACGACUAUGUGCCAGUAUCUUCAAGCUGUGGAGCUUGCUCUAAAACACAACGACAUAGAGCUCGCUGCAUAUGUUGCGGACCUCCCCAAUGGAAAUGACAAACUUCGCAAAAAGCUAUGGCUCCUGGUAGCGGAGAAGAAGAUCCGCCAACCAGGCACUGGAAUCAAAGAUGCAAUUGAGUUUCUCCGUCGCUGCGAGCUUCUCCGGAUAGAGGAUCUUAUCCCCUUUUUCCCGGAUUUUGUUGUAGUUGACGAUUUCAAGGAUGAGAUCUGUACUGCGUUAGAAGACUACUCGCGACAUAUCGACAGCUUGCGUCAGGAAAUGGACAAUUCUGCGCAUACGGCUGAGCAAAUACAAAAUGAGAUUGCGGCACUUGAUUUACGAUAUGCUAUUGUGGAACCGGGGGAGAAAUGCUGGAUAUGUUCGUUACCGCUGCUUAGUCGCCAGUUUUUCGUGUUCCCUUGCCAGCAUGCGUUCCAUAGUGAUUGCUUGGGAAAGAAGAUACUUGAAGCAGCUGGGUCUGGCAAGAGGAAACGCAUUAGGGAUUUGCAGAUUGAAAUGAGCAAGGAAACGAACACUGGAGGGAAACGGGAGAAGGUUAUACGUGACCUGGAUGGGUUGAUUGCUGAAGCUUGUAUUCUUUGUGGUGAAUAUGCAAUCAAGCAAGUUGAUGAGCCAUUCAUCAGUGCUUCAGAUAAUAGGGACGAAUGGGCGAUAUGA